Solea senegalensis (Senegalese sole) is the source of this 2649-nucleotide messenger RNA. Its product is annotated as cadherin-6-like. Gene Ontology annotation, molecular function: calcium ion binding; cadherin binding. The transcript is spliced from 13 exons. Gene Ontology annotation, biological process: multicellular organism development; cell-cell junction assembly; adherens junction organization. The coding region runs from base 177 to 2600 and encodes 807 amino acids. NCBI's taxonomy places the organism in Eukaryota, Metazoa, Chordata, Actinopteri, Pleuronectiformes, Soleidae. The record is from RefSeq and is a predicted model, not a curated record. Gene Ontology annotation, cellular component: plasma membrane; adherens junction; catenin complex.
CAGUCUCCUUUGGAUUCACCGUUGGUCGCCUUCGUUGACUCGCUCCAUCCUCGGCACACAGGCGAAUCUUUCGUCCAUCAGCCAGAACCUGGAGGACUAUGACCGGUAGAUCUGUCUGCCAAGUCGAGGUGAUCCAGCGUUAGUGACCUGCAGCUUCCUCGCUCCCUACGGGAAAAAUGAGAACUAUCUUACUGGGCUUCACGUGGCUUUGUCUCGGCCUGUCCCUGGAUGCGUUGUCUUUGAUUGGAUGGAGGACGGAGGCAGUGGAUGGAGAGCGAAAUCUGGCGGCGGUCAGAGGAGGGAAGCUGCUCAGGAGAGUGAGACGCGGCUGGAUGUGGAACCAGUUUUUCCUGCAGGAAGAGUACACGGGCAGCGACUAUCAGUACAUUGGCAAGCUCCAGUCAGACCAGGACCACGGCAACGGCGUGGUCAAAUAUGUCCUGUCUGGCGAGGGGGCGGGCACCAUCUUUGUCAUCGACGAGAACAACGGCGACCUGCACGCCACCCGCCGCCUGGACCGCGAAGAGAAGUCUUUUUAUAUCCUCAAAGCCACCGUGGUCAACAAGCGCACGGGUCAAAAGUUGGAGCCGGAGACAGAUUUCACCGUCAAACUCCACGACAUCAACGAUAACGAGCCUCAGUUCAGCAAGGAGGUCUACACUGGCAGCGUACCGGAGAGGUCUGACAUCGGUACGUCCGUCAUCCAGGUGACAGCGACGGAUGCUGAUGACAGUAUGUACGGGAACAGCGCCAAACUGGUGUACAGCAUCAGCCAAGGACACCCGUACUUCUCAGUGGACCCCAACACAGGCGUGAUCCGGACAGCGCUGGGUCCUGGCGACAUGGACCGCGAGCAGAGGGAGCACUACCAGGUCGUGAUCGAGGCCAAAGACAUGGCCGGGCAGCGGGGAGGCCUCACCGGCACCACGGUGGUUAACAUCAGCCUCACCGACGUCAACGACAACCCGCCUCAUUUCAGCCAGAGUAUUUACCAGUUCAGAGUUCCCGAGUCGGCCAAGUCUGGAACCCCCAUCGGACGAAUCAAGGCCACGGACAGAGACAUCGGGAAGAACGCCGAGAUGUAUUUCACCAUUGUCAGCGGCGACGGCAUGGAGAUGUUUGAGAUCUCCACUGACAAGGCCACUCAGGAGGGAGUAAUCACCGUCAGCAAGCCUCUGGAUUUUGAGAAGAAGCCGUCGUACACGGUCGAGAUCCAGGUCCAGAACACCCAGAUGGACCCUCGCUUCAUGGCCGCGGGCUCCAGAGACGUGGCCACGGUGAGAAUCGCUGUGGACGAUGUCGACGAGCCGCCGCUGUUUGACAAGACGAGCUAUCUGAUGGAGUUAAAGGAAGACGCGGAAGUGGGCGUGGCGGUGGGUUCGGUCAGUGCCAUGGACCCUGACGGAGCUCGCAGUGUUGUCAAGUACUCCAUCGACCGUCGCACCGACAUGGACCGCCUGUUCAACGUCCACCCGGGGAACGGCUCCGUGUUCCUGCUCAAGCGUCUGGACAGAGAGGAGACGGCCUGGCACAACAUCUCCGUCAUCGCCACCGAGUUCAAUAAUCCCCGUCAGAGCAGCCAUGUUCCCGUCUACAUCCGCCUGCUGGACAUCAACGACAACGCGCCCACCUUCGCCACCGUGUACGAAACCUUCGUCUGUGAGAGAACCAAGGCUGGUCAGCGGAUCCAGACGGUGAGUGCCGUCGACGCAGACGAGCCUUCGUCGGGACACAAGUUCUUCUUCAGUCUGGCUCCUGAGAAGAUGCACCGCAGCAACUUCACCGUCCGAGACAACGGCGAUAACACUGCCAGCAUCCUGACACGUCGCGCCAGCUAUAGUCGUCUUCACCAGAGCAUCUACCUGGUUCCCGUGGUGAUCACUGAUGGCGACUACCCCAUGCAGAGCAGCACAGGGACGCUGACUGUGAGAGUGUGCACCUGCGACCGUGAAGGCAACAUGGAGCUGUGUAAUCCCGAGGCUCUGAGCAGCUCUCCUGGCCUCAGCACCGGCGCACUCAUCGCCAUCCUCUUGUGUGCCAUCAUACUGCUGAUGAUCGUGGUUCUGUUCACGGCACUGAAACGCCAGCGGAAGCAGGAACCGCUCAUCAUCUCCAAGGAGGACGUCCGUGACAACGUGGUGAGCUACAACGACGAGGGCGGCGGCGAGGAGGACACCCAGGCCUUCGACAUCGGAGCGCUGCGACAUCCAGACGCCGCCGCCGCCUUGGAGGAGUCUGCCAAGCAGAGGCGUGACAUCAUCCCCACGGACACUCUGCUCUACCCACCGCUCCGCCGGCCUGCACCCACCGCCCCCGGCCUCAUCAUGCCGCCUGUCAACUUAGCCUCGCGGGACAACGGUGACGUACGCGAAUUCAUCAACCAGAGGGUUCUGGAGAACGACUGUAACCCGACGGCGCCGCCUUAUGACUCGCUGGCCACCUACGCGUACGAGGGCACCGGCUCGGUGGCCGAGUCACUGAGCUCGCUGGGCUCAGCUUCAUCUGAGGCCGAGCAGGACUAUCACUACCUGAGUGACUGGGGGCCCAGGUUCAGGAAACUAGCCGACCUGUACGGAGCCGAGGACAGUGACUUCUGCUAACAGAGAUACCACGGAACCACACACAUACACACACACACACACACACACA